AUGUCAAUUUUGUUUCUAUCAGAUUGUAUCCUUGACUUUGAUAUCGUGAUGAUUUCUUUUCUUUCACCUUUACUACUAAUCCUUUUAUCAACAGUCCUAUUUUCAAUUCACAGUUACCCAAUGAUUGUCAGUUCCGAUAUUGAUAAUUUAUCGCCUAGCCAAAUUAAUCGUCUCUGCUCGUACAUUUCCAACAUAGAAACAACGGACCAUUCAUCACGGGAGAAACGUUUUGCUGUACCUUUUCCAGACAUGAAUCGUUUUUUGUCAACUAGUCCUAAACUUCAUCAUCAUCAUCAACAACAAUCACAGAUAAAAAGUGGAACAGAAACCGGAGCGACAAAGGAGGAUUUUCACGCCUAUCUGUGCAGCAUUUCCAAAGAUUCCGAAGAAAUGUCAAAUUUUAUCAAUAUCUUCAUCGAAGAACAUGGGCAAGCACCUGCAUUCAACUUAUUUGAAUCAUGCGAACAAGUAGCGAAACGAGAUGACGGCCAAACAGAAUCAACUAUUCGACUGAAUGAACUUUCACAAGUGUGUUCGUCACGAUUUGCUAAACGAUGGCGAAAUUCAAUUGAAGGUCCAAUUGCUAUUGAUUAUAUCAAUCAAAUGCUCGAAGCUCGAAAAGUUAAAUCGUAUCCAUAUUCAGCUGAAAUGGAUCCGUAUUUAGUAGGAAGAUAA
Messenger RNA from Adineta ricciae, 675 nucleotides. The record is from the annotation of a GenBank genome assembly. Lineage: Eukaryota; Metazoa; Rotifera; Eurotatoria; Adinetida; Adinetidae.